Geodia barretti is the source of this 1632-nucleotide messenger RNA. NCBI's taxonomy places the organism in Eukaryota, Metazoa, Porifera, Demospongiae, Tetractinellida, Geodiidae. The record is from the annotation of a GenBank genome assembly.
CUGGCGUUCGGAUGCGCAUCCGGUGGGCCCGUCCCUGCCGCGCCCGAGGCCGGCGAACCGGCGGAAGUGGAGCUUCGCAUUGUCGCCAUCAACGACUUCCACGGCCACAUCGCCACGUCUUCGGAUUCAUUCGGCGGCGUGGGUCGCGCCGACUACCUGGCCGCCAACAUCGCGGCCGCCCGGGCCGGCGCUCAGAACUCGGCGUUCGUGUCUGCCGGCGAUCUCAUUGGCGCCUCGCCCCUGAUCUCUGCCCUGUUCCACGACGAACCCACCAUUGAAGCCAUGAACCUGAUCGGCCUGGAUUUCAACGGGGUGGGCAACCAUGAAUUCGACGAGGGACCCGCCGAGUUGCUGCGGAUGCAACAGGGCGGCUCACACCCCGUCGACGGCGACCUGGACGGCGAUUCCUUCGACGGCGCGGACUUUCAGUUCCUCGCCGCCAAUGUCAUCGACGACAACACCGGAAACACCGUCUUCCCACCCUACGCCAUCCGCGAUUACCAGGGGAUCAGGGUGGCGUUCAUUGGGAUGACCCUGGAAGCAACCCCCCAAAUAGUUGCCCGCUCCGGUGUGGCGGGUCUCACCUUCCAGGACGAGGCGCAAACCGUCAACGCCCUGGUCCCACAGCUUCGCCAGGACGGUAUCGAGGCGAUAGUAGUCCUGCUCCACGAGGGCGGCUUCUCCGACGGCGGGCAGAAUGACUGCGGCUCAGGUCUCAGCGGGCCGGUUGCCGAGGUCGCGGCAAGGUUGGAUGGCGCAGUGGAUCUGGUGAUCGCGGGACACACCAAUGAUGAGUUUAUCUGCGAGAUCAGCGGCAAGUGGGUGACCAUGGCCGACAAUCGCGGCCGCCUCUUCACCGUCAUCGACGCCACCCUGCAUCGGGACACCGGGGACCUCACGGUGCGGGCGAUCAACAACCAGCCCAACUCCCAGGCCGGCGUGACGCCCGUUCCCGCGCUCACCGCGCUCAUUGACCGGUAUGACGUCCUGUCGGCGCCCCGAGCCAACGCCGUGGUCGGAACCGUAACCGCCGACAUCACCCGUCAGCAGAACGAGGCGGGAGAGUCCGCUUUGGGCGAUGUAAUAGCAGACGCCCACCUGGCUGCCACCAGUGGCAUCGAUGAUGGGGGCGCCGUGGUGGCCUUCAUGAACCAGGGCGGCAUCCGGGAGGACAUACGGUACGCCGCGUCCGGCGACGAGGCCGGCGGUGUGUUGACCUUUGGGGAGGCUUUUGGGGUCAAUCCUUUUGGCAAUAGCCUGGUCACCAUGUCCCUGACCGGCGCCCAGAUCGACGAUCUGCUUGAGGUGCAGUUCGCCGACCUCGAGGCGGGUACGAGGAGGGUCCUCCAGGUCUCCGCUGGGUUCAGCUACACCUGGGACGCGUCCCGGCCAGUCGGCUCGAGGGUGGACGCAGCCAGCAUCACGAUUGACGGUGUCGCGAUCAAUCUCGAUCGCACCUAUCGUGUCACCGUCAACAGCUUCCUGGCCGACGGUGGUGGCGGAUUCGACGUCCUCACCGAGGGCGCCCAGCGAACCGGCGGGGAGAUUGACCUGGACGCGUUGGUCGCCUACUUCGCCGGCGUCGAUGCGGUUUCCCCCGGUCAGCAGGACCGCAUCACCCGCGUGAACUGA